Molecule: messenger RNA, 1018 nt
Organism: Mesitornis unicolor (brown roatelo)
Lineage: Eukaryota; Metazoa; Chordata; Aves; Mesitornithiformes; Mesitornithidae
Gene: MPST
Product: mercaptopyruvate sulfurtransferase
Exons: 2
Coding region: 61-954 (297 amino acids)
Biological process (GO): transsulfuration
Cellular component (GO): mitochondrion
Molecular function (GO): thiosulfate-cyanide sulfurtransferase activity
Source: RefSeq, a predicted model, not a curated record
AGUCAGGUAGAUUGAGGCAUACCCCAGGAAUCGGGUGAUCUCAGCCAGGACUCGGGAGCAAUGUCGCAACAACUGCUCUACCGUGCUCUGGUGUCUGCCAAAUGGCUUUCAGAAGCCAUCAAGUCCCAGCAAGCUGGACUGGCCUUGAGAAUCGUGGAUGCAUCCUGGUAUUUGCCGAAGAUGAAGCGUGACCCGAAGCGGGAAUUUGAGGAGCGCCAUAUCCCUGGUGCGGUUUUCUUUGACAUCGACCAGUGCAGCGACCGUACUUCCCCUUACGAUCACAUGCUGCCCAAGGCUUCUGACUUUGCUGAGUAUGUGGGGAAGCUGGGAGUGGGGAAUGACUCCCAUGUUGUGGUGUAUGAUGGCAGCGACCAAGGUCUCUUCUCGGCGCCACGGGUGUGGUGGAUGUUCCGGGCUUUUGGACAUGAAGCCGUCUCCCUUCUGGAUGGCGGCCUGAAGAACUGGCAGCGAGAGGGGAAUGUGCUGACCUCUGAGAAAAGCCAAGUAGCUCCCUCUGAGUUCCACGCCUCCUUGGACAAGUCCAUGGUGAAAACGUACGAGGACGUCUUAGAUAACUUGGAUUCCCAUCGCUUCCAGCUAGUGGAUGCACGCGCUGCAGGACGGUUCCGGGGAGUAGAGCCAGAGCCCCGAGAUGGAAUUGAGCCUGGUCAUGUCCCUGGGUCAACAAACAUCCCCUUCACCGAUUUCCUCACAGAGUCUGGCUUAGAGAAGACCCCUGAGCAGAUCCGCAGUCUGUUCCAGGAGAAGAAGGUGGACCUCUCAAAGCCGCUAGUAGCCACAUGUGGCUCUGGGGUCACUGCCUGCCACGUGGCUCUGGGGGCAUACCUCUGUGGCAAGCCAGAUGUUGCGGUGUACGAUGGGGCCUGGGUGGAGUGGUACAUGAGGGCGCAGCCUGAGAAUAUUAUUUCUGAGGGAAAGGGGAAGACAGCGUAAAUAAGUUGCUUCGUCUCCCACCAGUGCAGAUAAUUCGCCUUGAAACAGGAUUUGGAAAAGAUGG